AUGAGAAUAGUGCCUGAACACCUGAUAUUCAAAACUCCCCUUAAUGAACAAUCAACGGAGUAUAUAAAGCUCGAGAACGAUGGCGAUAGCAGAAUUAUAUUCAAAGUGAGGACGAGUGCCCCCACAAGAUAUUGUGUGAGACCCAACGUGGCCGUCAUAGGGGCCCACGAAAGUGUAAAAGUCCAAAUUGUUUUCCUUGGAUCGACCGCUGAGCACGAAAUGAGGCAAAAGCAGGAUAAAUUUUUGAUUGUGACACUUCCUAUCCCGACUGCCUGUGCGGAUAUGAAGGAGAAAGAGCUGUUGUCCAAUUGGUCUAGUUUGGAGGAACAGUACAAAGCUGACACAAUCUUCAAGAAGAUCAAAGUGUUCCACUCCGCGAUACGGAAGCAAAGGCCAUCCAAAAGUCAAGGUUCUAAAUCGUCGAGGAGAGUGUCCUCAUCACCUGAUAACGAGCAAUGUUUAAGUUCCACCACGCUGCUUGUUAUGGCCCUGAUCGCAUUGCUCGUCGGCUGGUUGUACUACUGA
This is a messenger RNA of Saccharomyces kudriavzevii IFO 1802, 525 nucleotides long. RefSeq names its product phospholipid metabolism-regulating protein SCS22 (gene SCS22). Gene Ontology annotation, cellular component: plasma membrane; endoplasmic reticulum membrane. NCBI's taxonomy places the organism in Eukaryota, Fungi, Ascomycota, Saccharomycetes, Saccharomycetales, Saccharomycetaceae. Gene Ontology annotation, molecular function: FFAT motif binding. Gene Ontology annotation, biological process: endoplasmic reticulum membrane organization. The transcript is spliced from 2 exons. The coding region runs from base 1 to 525 and encodes 174 amino acids. The record is from RefSeq and is a predicted model, not a curated record.